UUGCGAUGGUACGAAACUAAACGCUUAUUCACAUGAAACAUGAAACUGAGGGCGUACAGGGAAACACGAAAUCUUGUUAUCUGCCUAUCUAUCGUUCCCUGCCUGAUAGAGAGGCAGAUAACGAAAUUAAAUUUUCGUGUUAUAUUACCACAAUAUGGAAUUUGGAACUUAAAAUACAUAAAAAAAAUGUUAAUGUUAUGUUAUUAUUAUUAAUGUUAUGAUGUUGUUAAAAUAUAUCAAGGAUUCGAAGUAAUUUACAGUCAGUAAUUAGUCGUAAUGUAAAGCAGCUUAUUGGCAUUAAAUGAACAUUUUCUUCAUCAUAUCAUUGUCAUUUUCAUUUUUUUGUCAUCAUCAUCGACGUCACCGUUAUCUACGUGGAGUAAACAAAACGCAUUAUCUUAUCAUGGUUUGAUUAGAUUUUUCUUAUUUGAGUUUGACACUUGAUUUGACACUGGCAUAUAAAUGCAAGUACAGCCGGGAUAUUAUUAUUUUUCUUUUUCAAUUUUCAAUAAAAUCCACAUAUUUGCUUAGCAAGAACAUGUUACUGGUUUCCUCGCCAAUAAUAAAACCAUAAAGUGUACAUAGUCAUGGGUUUAAGGAAGAAAAAGAACAUUAUUACCUUGACUAUUUGUAUGGUAAUCAGUUUUAUUCUUUAUCAACUAUAUUUCUUUCUAUCCAUUACUUCGGCUAGUAGUGGUGACAGAGUGAUUCCAGUUCACGUCGCGGAUAUAGAAAACAUAGUGCACGUGCGACCAGAAUCUGACAAAUACAUAAAUAACCAUGGAGUCAUUAAGGGUGUGCUUUACUACACAAUGCUGCAGUACAGGCCUGAUGCGAAGGGAGAUUUUAAAUGUUUGAAAUCAGAUCAGUAUAUUCCAUUUGAGCAAGUGAAUGAUGACUACUGUGACUGUGAUGAUUCCAGUGACGAACCUAGUACUAAUGCCUGUGUGAAUGGCACAUUUUAUUGUGAUAACCAGAGCAGUAAUAAGAGGGUUGCUCCCAAUUCUGUCCCUUCCAGUAAGGUCAACGACGGAAUUUGCGAUUGCUGUGAUGGCUCAGAUGAAUGGUUACAGGAAAAUAAUGUCAAAUUACUUAGUCAAGCGAAUAAAAGACAUUACAGAUAUUAUGGAAGCAAAUGCCUUAAUCUAUGUUGAUUACUUAACUACUUAUAUUUUAUGUAUAUUUUAACUAUGUACAAAUGAACCUCUUUCAUAUAUAGCAGUUAUUCCAUUAACAUGACAGUUAGGUUGGCGUUGGGUAUUUAAUUUUCAUGGAAACUUUUUUGGGGAAUUUUAUUAAUAUUGUAUUGUAAAAACAUAGCACAAGUUAUAAUAGAAUUCGUACAUAUUUUAGACACACAUGCUAUAUCAAUAGAUUGUAUUUGGGUGAAUCAACUUUUAAGAUUCUGAUUAAGAUUCAGAUUAUUUUUAUUUGCGAUAAGUACAUGUACAUGCGAAUACAGUUAUAUACAAUUAUUUACAAGAUUUACAUGUAUUGCUUAAUCUAGCUAAAAAACUCCCCAUUUUGAGCUAGAUACUCCCCAUUUCCUGCAUGUUCCACUAAAUAUCAAAUUAUAGUACCACUAAUAGUGUUUCUAUUCAGUUUAGAAAAAAAUGAUAUUAGAAACCUCAAUAUCAUUUUUAAAGACCUAUCCAUAGAUACCCCACACGUAUGGGUUUGAUGAAAAAAGAUUUUUUGAGUUUCAGUUCUAAGUAUGGGGAACCCCCAAAAUUUAUUGUUUUUUUUUUCUAUGUUUGUGUGAAAAUCUUAAUGCGGUUCAUGGAAUACAUCUACUCACCAAGUUUGAACAGUAUAGCUCUUAUAGUUUCGGAAAAAAGGGGCUGUGACAUAAUCGGACAGACAGACGGACAUGACGAAUCUAUAAGGGUUCCGUUUUUUGCCAUUUGGCUACGGAACCCUAAAAAUAUGUACUACUUUACUUCCUUACAAUAAAAUUUGUGCUUAAUCUUGUACAUAAUUAUAAGUAGAUAUUUUUUUGCUAUAACUAACAUAUGUUGCAUAAUAAUUGAGUUCCUUAGUAAAUUGAAGAGGAUUUGAUCUCUUUUCCAAAAGUGUAUUUCAAAUAUAUUUUUGGCUUUUUACAUUGUUUCAAUAUUUUUUCAACACUAAUAUUUUAAAAGACUGAAGUAUGUAAUAUUAAGUUAAUAAACAAUUUUGAACUUUUAAA
Cydia pomonella (codling moth) is the source of this 2188-nucleotide messenger RNA. RefSeq lists its product as uncharacterized. The coding region runs from base 588 to 1154 and encodes 188 amino acids. Gene Ontology annotation, molecular function: protein binding. The record is from RefSeq and is a predicted model, not a curated record. The transcript has a single exon. Gene Ontology annotation, cellular component: glucosidase II complex. NCBI's taxonomy places the organism in Eukaryota, Metazoa, Arthropoda, Insecta, Lepidoptera, Tortricidae. Gene Ontology annotation, biological process: N-glycan processing.